Messenger RNA from Dermacentor silvarum, 15590 nucleotides. RefSeq lists its product as uncharacterized. The transcript is spliced from 4 exons. Bases 11406 to 12470 code for a protein of 354 amino acids. The record is from RefSeq and is a predicted model, not a curated record. Lineage: Eukaryota; Metazoa; Arthropoda; Arachnida; Ixodida; Ixodidae.
GCAUCUGUACUUCAAGCCCAUGCUUGACUUGAAAUAAAGGACGCCUGGUGUGAACAUGCCCAUGACGCUCAUUACGUUUGCUUCGGAGCGUUCAUGAUAGGCGUCAUUUAGAUCAAGUCAAGCUAAGCUGCAUUUCUGAAUAUGGGAGUAAACCAGUUGACACUGGUAGAGCAUUCUCAAAACUAUUUUCAUUAAUUUGGAAGGGAAAGGAUGACUAGUACAGGGGAAAAUAAAAGCCAUACUUUGCUGGCAAAUAAAAGCUUCUUGAAAAAUUUUGUGCCGACACCUCAGCACUGGUACGUCAAUAUCACAAAUGUUCAAGUAUUUUAUUGUAUUUAGGUCAUUUUAGAGCAAGUUCUGAAAACCUGCCAGGUCAAGUCCUUGGUUUGUUCUAAAUGCUUACUGACAACCAAUUGACUAGACUCUAGUAGGUACCAUCAAUGUCAAUGGCACUACUACAACAAGCUGGCCAAAGAACUGAGAUGUCAUCACCACCUGUGUUUAUUUCUUUUCUGGCUUUUAUCAUGGUAAGAAUGACCAGCCAUUCCAGAGGCGUAACUGUCUAAUAGGACGGAACUCGGCAAUCCUCUUUAGUGUCUCUCUGAUAUUAUAUGAUAAGGACCAUUGGAGCCACCGUGCACACAAACGAGUUUAGGUAGUGUCACAUUGUGCGAUUCCCUUGUCAAUGCACUGUGGUGGCAUUAUUUGCAAGCUAGUACUACAUACCGCGAUAUAUACGGUCAAACCCAAUUACUGUAAACAAUUUUUCGGACAUGCCUGAUAAUCUGGCCGCCUUCACAGCACCGCCGUAUACCCUAUAAAGCCAACGUACAAGGACAUCUUGAAAUUUCGGACGCUGAAGCCCCUUUUUCGUCUGAUUUUUCAGACUUUUUCAUGACCGCAGGUUCAAAACAAUUUAAAUUAUUUGAAGACAACACUGCUGACAUUUUGAUUAUCUUGCAGCCUCGAACCGGCGCCCUCGCAUGCCAAUCUGCGGCCAGCCAUAGCCACCGCGUGCUCUCCGACGCCAGACCUAGCUACUUCUGACGUUUGCUACCAAGCUUUCCUGCUGUUUGGUGUUGUGUGUUUCAUUGAAAGCGCUCAUCGCUGUCAGAAAUAACGCCGUCUCUGCCUUCGCGGAAAGCAUGUCACACGUAAUGCAGGUCCUCAAAAGUCAGCUUUGCCGCAAUACAGCAGUGUUAAGUGGUCAAGCAUGUGCAAUGUAUUGAGGUGAAGCAUACGAAGAGUGGAAAGGGGCCACUGUUGCGAAAUAUAAACUGCAUUUACAUGAAUGCGACAGAAGUGUGUCAACUUUCAAGCGUAUUGCAUGAACUGAUAGUUUACUAGGAAGGCACAGUGCAUCAAAUGCGCCAGAAGGGCAGUUUGAGAUGGAAAAUGCGAAUUUCAGCAUUGCAUGUAAACAGAAUUUAUUGUUUCAGAAAUUAUGGGAAUGUACUUGCUGCUACCAGCAACCAGCGGCAGCUGGUGGCUGCCCCACUGCUUGACAUCAAAACAAAACUGGUGACUGGCAGAGCAGGCCACAAGCUAUUCAUUUUCACUCAAGUACAUUAAGUGGGUGAAAACAAUGUCUUUGUGAAUCUUAAAUAGAAUUAGCAUCAGCGAAUUACUUGAUUCGUAGGAGUAACAUAGCUGGGCCAACUUUGAGGAGAUAGAAGCCGAGAUAGCAGCGCUUGGCUAUCACUGGGCAAGAAAACACUGCAGACUUGCUAGGAAAUUUUAAUAUCCUGAUACAAUAUGGCAUGUUUCCACAAGAUAAACAUCCUGAGGUCAUGAGAUCGCAUCCCAGCCAUGGCGGCUGCAUUUCGAUGGGGGAGAAAUGCAAGAACACCCUUGCAAUGUGCAUUGGGUGCACGUUAUAGAACCCCAGUUGGUCAAAAUUAAACUGGGAGUCCCCCCACUACGGCGUGCCUCAUGAUCAUAUUGUGGUCCUGGCAAGUAAAACCAGAUUUUAGUUACUUUAAAAUUAUCGUAGCAUAAGUUUGUCCAUGCAGACAAAUGAAGAAAAACCCAACACCAUGCAGGCACUUUUGCUGCAUUUCACAACGCGAAGCAAAAGCAGGCUUUUGGCAGUGAUAGCACUAACUUUUACAUAUAACACAAGGCGGUGUGAGCUUGCUGUACAGGAAAAUAUGCAUUCAUGUGAACAGUGGCAUGAACAUGGAAACAAACAUCUAAACAUUUCAAUUAGACAGAAAAAAAGUAGUCAAGCCACUUAUAGCAUUACCAGUUUAACAAUACUUUGAUGUAACAAUGAGCUGUCCUGGCACUGUCAACUUCUGUGUGCUCUAUAGUAAAAUAAACUGCUUACUACAAUGUUCCCAUGCGGCAUUACUGGCUAUAAGAAUUAAAUCUAGCCACUGGGCAUUAGUUGCGCUGAAAGGAAAGAGAAUGCAAAAAAGCGAGCCACCGCAUGCUAUCAUUACCACCUGCCAUUGUGCUACACACCCCGCUCAGCAUGCCUUGAUUGCAUCGCCCUACGCAUCACCACCAGCCACGUGCACCUUUUUCAUCUCCCCCCUUCCACCCCUCCGACGUCAGCGCAGUCAAUUCGUGCAUUGCAAGGGUGGAAAAAAGACGGGAGUGGGGGUGCGUUAGGCCGGCGAUGCGUAGGGCUAUGCAUGGCACAAAGGUGGGUGUGGCACAGGUGUGCGCCACCGGAGGCGCGCUUUCUUUUACAAGGAUUUAGUGUUCAGAUUUAAUUUUUAUAAACGAUAGCACGGCAUGCCAGCAUUGUGGUAGGUGGUUUACUUCACCAUAAAAAACAUACAGUAGACCCCUUCCGUGAAUUUGAACACGGUUAAUUCAGCCCCAGUUGAAGGUCCCAGGCAGUGCCCAUGUAUUCCUGUGGGCCCAAAGUUUCGUUUUUUCGAUCCUAAAAUUAGCCUUUGCCGGUUAAUUCGAGCUUGACCAGUCAGCACGCACGUGCCUGACCUCUAUUCAUGACUCCCAAGUUAUCGCUUGCCACGUAGUCGCCGUGUUGUGAAGCAGACGAUCCAGGUUCAGGCUUGAAGUGAAAGAGGUUCUCGUAUCACAGCAAGCCCUGAAUACCUCGUAGUUCUCAAACUGUCAUAGUGCCGUGGUGCCCGUAAAAGAAAAAGAAGACUUUUGCUGUGUACCAUUAUGCAUGUCAUCGGGAUCGAAAGACAGCGAUGUAUCGUUUCUUGAAAGGAGCAGACUGCAUGCAUCGGAGAUCGACAUGUGCAAGAAACAUGUGCAUUGGGCAAAGGUGACAUACUAUGCUGGUUUAUUGGAAACAUUUUAUUCGGGACUUAUUUCUUCCCGGCGAGUAGAUGAUUGCUUUCUUUUUAUUUAUUUAAAUAUCAUGCAGGCAUUUCAAAUCACGUAGUUUACUUUCGUUUAGGCAGGCGCUUUAAUAAAAUAUAGUGAUGUACACUUAAGCUUUAUUUGGUUUCGUUAGCUUAGUUUUCGGCCAAGCAUUAGUGUUACCAAUGCUUUAAGCAGCAGGAAUAUUCUCACUAAUCUACUAUUGUCCGCAGGCACAGUAGCAGGAACGAUAACUAGCUCCGCAAGACUGAAGUUGAUUAUAACACAUGUUUUGUGCCACGAGGCAACAUGUCGUUUUGAUAGCAUGCUUUAGUUUAGCGGUGUAAGCAGAAAAUGCUGUUUUCGCACUCAACGCGGUGAGUUGUUUAUUUGCUCGCAAAAAAUUCAUUUUUCAGUUACUUCACAACUAUUAUAAAAUUGACACAUCAUUGUAUAUUCGUCCAUCAGGAUCCCGCGUAACCCGACACAAACAUUCACACACACUGACAGAGUACCCUUAACACAAUGACACUUUUAAGUACUCUUUUUUUCCCACUUGCUAUCAGGGAAUGGAAUUGUUUAUAUCCCUCGGUUACUAAUGCGAACUCAGUAUGGGACUUUGCCUCAAAAAUAGCAAAUAUCAUCUGUUAAUGCAGUAGCACUCUCAGCCCCAGAGGCAUUUCGCCAUCAUUAGAAGCAUUUUAGUGGCCAAGUGCUCGCUAAAUUUCGGAAACCUGUUGGAAGAAAUGCAACUUGGUCCAAUUGGUUAUUCACUUUUUCACGUUUCACCAACGUCUGCUGUGUUCCCAAGCCCAGGCUCUAUCUCAAAUACUGCGUACUGCUGCGAGCACUAACAAACGGCGGUCAUCAGACACUGGGAAUCCUGAGGUCCCAUGACCGUCGCACGCGUGGCGAACAUAGCGCACACAUGAAAGCAGGUUGGGGAGAGGGGUACUUUCCUCUUGCAGGCAUCGCACAGGAAUCACAAAUGCUAUCAGUGCCACCAGGCGUGCGAGAUCCCUUUGACAUCCGCCGAGUCUCUUUGGCCACCAGCAAGCGGCGACUGUGGAAGUCUCCCGCACGUGAUUAGCCAACCACGUUUCUGCCAAGGCGGCCCCCGUAUCCCUAGCUGGUAAUUUGGAAGCCCUUCAUCACCUAGCGUAUUAUUCUCUUCCAGGGAACCCUCAGUGAUGUCAACUAUAGCUAGCUGGCCUGCUCGAAAUGUUAGUUGCAGUCGUAAUAAAUGCUUUCCGAGUGUACAUGUGGUUGUCUAUUGUUGCCUUGAGCUUGUCCCAGGACGCGUUUGGAAGGCAGGCGUGUGCCAACCACGGGGCUCAGUGGGCCGAGGCAUAGCGCCAUUGGCCCUCAUCUCCCUUAUGACCUUAUCACACGGAUCAGCUAAAAAAAAAAGAAAGGUGCACCCCGACUCACAAACGGAGCUCCCAUUUUUUAUCAUCGGACACACUGACCACGUAAUUUAGUUUUUAGCUGCGUUCGAUCAGUGCAUAAAAUGCGUAUUUAGCUCAUGAAAGCACGGCAGACGUUACCUGCUAAUAUACAGUAAAACUCCGGUGAUACGAUCCCGGCGUGAUACGAAUUCUUAACAUUCGCCAACCGAAAUACAUUGCUCACAAUACGAAAAAAAAUUGGCUGUUCCGAACGUGUUGCCGCGCCGCUGCGGAUCAUACGAUUGUUUGAGCGACAGCAAUAGUGACCAAGCCAGCGGAGCAACUGGCACAGACAAGCCGGCAAAGUGGGAUCCAUAAUCCCAAGCAACCGGCUAUGUCACGUGGCUUCGCAAUCUCUCAUUGGUCCCCACGUCGAGUGGACCGGACCACAUCACAGCCUAGUCAAUGCUUAGUGAGAAAGUAGACGAGGACCGCUGCAUCGACGAUGACCGCGGUGCAGCCCAGAAGGCCACAACGCUCCUUGCACUCGACGUGCUCAGGCGUUCAGUGGCGCGCAAAAACAAUAAUGAGAUCACGUGCGCACACUUAUACACGUUUCAGAAGGAGAUCAUUGACGAUUUGUACAAGAAAAUGUACACAACCGGUCAGUAGAAUCCGGUUAAUACGUUUUUCAAGGGAACCUGAUAAAAAAAAAAAAAAAAGUCGCAGUUUUGCCUGAAAGGUGAAGUAACGAUUGCGAUAGCAAAUUAGGCAGCUGUACGAAGAAUAGUAGUAGUACUGGCCGUAUAAACUUAUAAACAUUCGCUUAGCACGAUAUCACGCGCGCACAGAUAAACAUUAACACAUCUCGCUCGAUGACUGCGGACACUCGCUAUCCAAACGCUGGCGUGAGGAAGCGUAGCAGCAGCGAGCGAAUUGACCUUUGCACUGUCUCUCACUUCAACGAGAACUAAACAUCGGAGGCACAGCGCAUACGAAGCUACAGACACUAGGCGCACUUUGUCAACAUCAGAUAGUUUUGACGAUGAGGUCCGCAUAGGCCCACAUUUUGCGCACCUCGCAGAUCGCUUUCAAGAUACGGCACCCGCGCGGCUGUGUCUUAUCUGCAACGUGCCGGUCGCUUGUUGCAACGUACCAGGUGGCUACACCACUAAAUUUACGUGACCGCCACAUUUAAACGCAAAUUAAGAUGCAGGAACAUUACAGAUUGGCGACGUAUCCCGGGAACCUUAAUGCAUGGAAGUCAAUGGGAUUAGGUCGGGACCGCAAAAACGUAACGUAGCAGCCGGGAAAACGCAGCAGCGAGGAAGAUAUCUAUGGGGUUUCACUAUUGAAAAUCUUUUCUGGUAAAAAUCAAUUCAUAUGUUUUUCUUGAUAUUGUGUACGUUUUGAUAUGAAUUUCGGGUGAUAUGGGUAUUUCACGCGACCCCGCGAGAUUCGUAUCACCGAGAUUUUACUGUACAUUGGUGGAUGCUAUGCGACAUACUGCAACACGAGAUGCAGUGUGGAGUUGCUUAUAUCAAUUGAAAACAGUCAAGUAUCGCACCUGCAGCAGUAGAGCAAUGCAUUGAACAAUUGCUUGCUCCUUUCGGGGAGGCCUGCUACGCACAAACACUUCCGUUCUUUAACCUCCUGCUUGCUUGAAAAAUUUUUCACAAAAAUCUGAUGCGGCUUGCUGGGCGGGCCAGACGUUUGCAUGCACAGUGCAACUAUUUCUGCGGUUUCGUUGCCGACAUGCUUGAAACUGAUCAAAGUGAUGCGAUUGGCAGCAAGGACCUGCAGGCAGCCAGUAGAUGCCGGUUGUCUACCUUUUAUUGUGAGCGACGGCAUGCCGAAGCAGUUCAGGAUGUUAAGGUGUUGUGCUCGGCACUGGGAAGGGCAGGUCCAUGGCUACGUCUAGCAGGAGGACAUACUCCAGAACCUCAUACUUGAAGGGCUGUAUGGCGACUAAGUUCUUGGCCAUGGCAACCUCCAGCUUGACGAACCAGCCGACGACAGCACCAGGCUAGAACCAGGGAAGUGACAGGUUGAACCGUGGGGUGGUCAGCCUGCCAUCGCGUUGUCAGCAAGGCGGCGAAUCAAGUCACCAAUUGUAGGUGGCCAUCUACCUUUUAUUGUGAGUGGCGGCGAUUUAACAGCAGCGGCUGGCCAACGGAGCAGCAUGUCGUUCGAGCUCGGUAGCCUGGAGCGUUCUUGUCUGAUCGUCCCCUUCUUUGGUGGUCGUCGCAAGCAUCCACUACAGACCCUUUCGGCUUCGACCAAACACCUCGAUUUGAUGCCACAUACGAGAAACUGGAGCACAACACCAAGCGAAAGAGCCGCCAUUACCCUGGAUGUCGACACCAUCUUUGUUUACAUGGACAGUGUUGCCAGCACAAGUGACGGAUUCUGGAGUUGCCAACAGUUACCCCGAUAGCUAGUGACCCCUUUAUUGGCAGAGUCUGUCUACUGUCUAGGUGGAGCUUACAGGACAGUGAAUGCGUUGAACAUACAUCAUCUCCCGAUGAAAACGCCUUCUCGGCCUCCCUAAGAUUUUUUUAAAGCAAUAACUAGCUCACAAUGUACAAUUUUGUUUUUCUUGUUCAAGAAAAUUGGGCCAAAAAUUGCCUGUGCAGUGCAAUCGGACACGAUACUAAUACCACCUUCACAGCGUAUGUAUUGCGGCAAAGCUGACUUUAGAACCUGGCUACCAUUGUGUGAUACAGACUUUUAUACUCUUUUUUUUUUAAUCUUCGCAGCACCAGCAAUGGCCCCGUAGACUUAAUGUGUAAACACGACUGAUAUUUCUGACAGCCACCAGCUCUACAUUCGAUUAUCUGGACUCCAUCCGCGACUGUAGCGUAUGCAGAUUCUGCCACCAUUAACUGCUCUGGCAACCUCAAUGAAACAUGAAGUAUGGCCUCAGAGAUUGCACAUAAAACGGUAAUCCCUGAGUCAUUGCCUCGGUCACAGGACUAUGCCUCAGAUUAAAUUACAAAUGCUGAUCUUGGAGGCUUUGCCUGAAUUGUCAGGUCGUAUCAACAUCGCGAUCAUCACAUCCUAUUCUGGCAUCCCAGCGCAUGGCCCGCUCUCGCCAUUCUGUUAGUUUAGUUGGCAUUUCAGACAGCGCUCAGCUGUCUCUAAGAAGUCUUUCUCAUGAAGUUAUCGACAGUCCGCGUCAAAUGGCACAAACGGUCCCCUCGAAGUCUGACUCAGAAUAAGUCUUGAGUCGCAGCCCGAAUGACCCCGACUCCGCAACUGAAGAGCCUAAACUGCCGCCUACCAUAACGAGCUCAAAUGCGGACAUCAUUGAUGACCUGCUAGGCUGCGGUUUACCGAUUGCUGCCACCGUUACAUUUCAAGACUUUGCAGACGUCGACAGCUUGGUGUUGUGUGCCGAAGUGAACGAUGACGAAAUAAUUGAGCAAGUUCUUCCAACUUGAAACAGCGACUCUAACUCGGAUGAUGAUGUGCCGUGAGGAUCUGACUCUAGACUUUGCAAUCCUUGCAUCAGCGUACAGCGACAACAGAAAACCGGCAGAAAUAUAGGCAUACUUGGUUGCACGUAAGUGGAAGAGUGUGCAGCAACGAAUGGACCACUUCUUCCUUACACAGGGGCAUUAAAAUGUAAAUAAAAUUAUCUUUUUUGGGCACAUUAGUUUUAUUGGACAUUCAAUAGUUCGGACUUAUUUACGUUCCCCGUGAAGUCCGAAUGAUCGGUCGUUGACUGUAGCAAAAAAAUGUUCAAUAUUCAGCAAAAGCAACCAGAAAUGGCACAUGCUGGAUGGGCGAGUGCAUUUUGGCCAGCGACUUGCUUGGUCUGCAGUGGGCAAGCCAGCAAGCCUAUCUCGUGCGAUCACACCAAUCACCACGCUGCAUAUAAAUGACUGUAAACAGCGUGUUUGUACUUUAUAAGUGUAGUGCUUGUACAUUUACUCAUGCACUGGACCCUAUUUAAUAUUUUAACUUUCUCCAGAAAUCCCACACCAAUGAUUUUCGACAGCCGAUGGGAGGCAAAAUACAUCUGACACACAGCUUUAUGCUGUUAGUUUUCAUUGGUAGGUCAUGAAGACAAUAUCGUACAUGUAGUUGCUGCUCAAAGCUACACAGAGGUCUCAGCUGUGUGCAAUAUAAAUUAAACACCUUUACAACUGAUAUUAGGUGCAAUGUUCAAUACUGUACAGUAGAGUUACUGUAUCGGAGCAUACACAGCAACUCUAUGCACAACAGCACUGGUGGUGCAAUCUCGUGACAGACAUGAACUACAGCAUGCAGAAACGUAAUUGCAAUGAUCAUGUGCUACCUCUCUGCUAGUAUAAAGGCAUCGGCAUCAACAAUCAUUAGCAUGUACCCCGUCUUCUUUUUUCCCCAUCUGAGUGAUGUGAUUGACUGAGGCCAUUUUGUAGCAGCUUCUUGGAGCAUCUAAAAGUGUGCUUUGGGGUAGAAAAGCAACCUUUUGGAGCAUCUCAAUGCUUAUUCCAAAUGGAAAAAUUGCCUUGGAGAGAAGCAAGAGAGCUUACAGAAGGAGGAAGCCCAAUUUAACGGGAAACAAGCACAUUUUUACUAAGAAUCAUUUAGCUCAACAUAAAGUUGUGGUGCUUAUACAUGCGAAUCCCAUGCAUGACGACGAAGUAAUGACGGUGGUGUGAUGACAAUGGCAUCAUGGCAAUGGCACGGCCGCUGGAUAAAAAACAGGUGCGGCCUGCUGCGUCGCGUCGCUGUCAAUGGGCGAGCGCGUCUCGGCAAAGUUGACAGUUGCGGCCGCUGUUUUUGGUGAGGGCGCCACUGCUACGGUACACAAGGCAGACGCCAGUUCGUGCUACAAUUUGGUUGCCGCAGGAUUUAUCCGUGUUGGUGUGCGUGUGAGCAGCUUGGCUUAGGCUUUCUGUACUUGACUACGGUUCUUUGAAGUGCGCAUGUGUGGCAGACGGUUUUUACUAGCAGUGUGAUGCUGCGAAGCUGUUGCGUGCCGCUGUACAACCCGAACGCGAGAAGGACGCUACUGCUCCGAAACGCAAGGCAGACGCCAGUUCGUGCUACAGUGUGGUUGCCGCAGGAUUUAUCCGUGUUGGUGUGCUUUUUCGUGCACAUUCUCGUGUGUUUUCUUGUGUGAUCGUGUGUGUGAGCAGCUUGCCUUAGGUUUUCUGUGCUUGAGUACGGUUCUUUGGAGUGCGCUUGUGUGGCAGACGGUUUUUACUAGCGGUGUGAUGCCGCGAAGCUGUUGUGUGCUGCUGUGCAACUCGAACGCGAGAAGAGACGCUACUGUGAAGUACCACGAAUUCCCCUGCGAUCUACAGCGUCGGGAAGCCUGGCUGAAGAAUAUUUCUCGCCAAGGGUUGUCAGGGAGAAGAAGCAAGUGGGAGCCAAGCGACAGGUCGCUGGUGUGUUCAUUACAUUUUACUGAGGAUGACUAUAAAAAGAACACGAACAUUAGGCUUUUGCUUCCGACAGCGGUCCCAACUGUGUUUCCCGGGUUUCCGCAGUACAUGCAAAAAACGAACGUGCAGCCCAGGAAACGCCAGCAAAUGAAUCCAGCUGAUGACGCAAUAGUUGGGGCAGGUGAUCGUGAAAGCUCAGGACCAAAGGUCCCUCGCACCCUGUGAAAGACGAGAUCGAAGCACUCGUUCCACAGUCUGCCUCAGAAUCGUGCACAGAACGUAGCUGUCCUGUAGAUCAGGCCAGCCAAACCACAUUAGAUCUUGCGCAUGUCUUGGCAGAGUCAAAGAAAGCAGUGAACAGAUUAAAAAAGAAAGUUGCUCGUCAAGGAGAACAGCUGAAAAAAUUGCAGGCCGACCGAGAUGAAAUGCAGGAACGCCUUUUAAGUUAUGAAAGCAACAAAGACAUUCAGGCCUUUGUUCAUGCAUUACAAAAAUCGCAAGAAGGAGACAAAGCUGCCGUUUUUAUCAGCAACCAAGUGGCCAGUUUAGGCAAGAAAAAGCCCGUCUACGAUGACGUAAUCCUGCGGGAAUGCGUUAUAUGGAAAGCCUGUUCAAACAAAGGGUACGCGCAUGUUAGAAGCAGAGGCCUUUUGAAGCUCUCAUGUCGUGCUACGCUUCAAGAGUAUGUAGGACACUCGUCCGGCGAAGUCGGUGUGACCUCACCGAUAAGGGAGCGGCUGCGUGUGGAGCGUGAAGGGCUAUCCGCCGAACAAGUUUACUGCUCACUCAUUAUAGAUGAGAUGGCCAUUGCGCAGAAAGUUAUUUAUGACAAACAAGUGGACAGGAUAUUUGGUCCUGUGGACAUGAGUCGCGAGGAAAAGUCAAGUGCAGUUCCUGAAGUAGCAAACCGCUUGUUAUGCUUCGUCCUGCGAGGACAGUCAACAGGCUAUGUCAUACCGGUGGGCUAUUUUUUCACAAGAACGACAAGCUUUCUGCAAUGACACUGGAAGUCAUGAAAGCAGCCGAAGAUGUCGGUUUUCGUGUUGUGAGAAUCUUAACUGACAAUCGUCAAACAAACGUUGCUCUCUUCAAGCGUCUCUCAGAAGAUGGCACCCUUGUUCAUGUCGUAACCCACCCCCAGCGAAAAGGUCACCCACUGUUCUUGCCUUUCGACCCCAAUCACCUCAUAAAGAACCUACGCACGAAUUUUCUUGAGCGAGAGAUGACGGACGGCGAUGGGCUCAUUCAGGGUGGUUUCUACAUGAAGUAACUUUUUGAAAUUCAGUCGCAGUUGCUGGUGAAGCCGGUCAGAUUUCUUACCCAUGCACACAUUCAACCAAACAACUUAGAGAAAAUGAGUGUGCCAGGGCGAGAAAUAUUUUCUCUCCUAACAAUAGCUACGCUUGAAUUUCUUCAGGAAAACCGCGAAUGUCAUCCUGAUGCAAGCCAAUUCAGAAACAGCACUGCAACUAUCAGUUUCAUGAUGAUGAUCGCAAAAUGGUAUGCCCUUCAUGAUAUCGGGGCAGUGAAGGCAGGCGGUGGGGAACCAUUUUACACGACAGACGAUGAAAAGCUAUCCUGGCUGGAACUAGAUUUCGUCUGCUACCUUGAAGACAUCUAUAUGCAAGGCGGCUGGUCAAUGCGAAUGACGAAAGAGACGUAUGAAGCGACACUCCUCACUACACGAUCAACAGUGGCACUGAUUGAAUACCUUCUUGACCAUAUCAAAAGCCGCUAUGUCUUGACACGUGGCCUGAACAGCGACCCCAUAGAGUCACUGUUUAGCUGCCUCCGGCAGUUUAACGGCGGCAACGAUAGAAGGGAUGCCAGGACUGCAGUGUUCACUGUGGAGAAGCUGCUCAAGGUUGGCAUUCUUCAAGCAGCUAGGGAUGGAAACGCGCCGCUUUCUUCCGAAAUGGAGGCACCCGGGCGGUUGUCUGUUUCAGAUGCAAACACAUGCACCCUACCAGCUGCUGUUGAGAGUGCUACCACAGAGCUUUCCAGUGAGCUCGCAUAUCUGACGCUGCGGUCUCAAUCAGAAGCAGAUCUUGAGCUAGCGCCAGUAGCUUUUCUUGCUGGAUACGUUGCGAGAGCAUGUGAGAAAAAGGUGCCAUGCAAGCCGUGGAUUGCCCUGCUGCAGACAUCAGAAGCAACAGGACCACUCCACGGUCUCAUCAAAAAGAUGGACAAUGGAGGCUUGACGUACCUACGAAUGCAAGUGGUCGGGCUUUGCAAGCUCACCUGCACCUUUGUUCAGCGCGUCAUGAAGGCAGAUGAUGUCAGAAAAAGCAGCAAAUUGUGCCACCUCCUGACGUCAGCCUUGCUUCCACAUCUCACUCACUGUGGACAAUUCAUAUGUGAAAGAAACGACCACGCUCACACUGAGGAGCUUUUCAAAGUAUUCUUAAAAAGUUGCUGAGGCCUCUUAUAGCGAAUUGGGCUGGGAUUGCAAAUGCAACUGUAGAGCGAGUUUUGACGCUGUCGCAUAAACCUCUGUCAAGGAAGGUUUUCCGCCUAUGAAUAAGCUCUGCGUUAUGUACAAUAAAGUUGUAGUAAAUGUGUUAUGAAUCAUUUCGCACUUCUGUCGCCUACCCAUACAGUUAUAAAAUUUCCACACGCUCACGUACAUUCAUGUGUGGUUUCGAAUUCGUGACUUAAUAACGUCAGACACGUAGCCAGCACUUUUUUCUUGGGGGAAGGAGGGUGCACGAGAGGGUAACAAGACGAGUUUCAUGCCAAGCGCGGAGGCGAGUGGAGCUAUUGGGAGAGACAUACCCAUCAGAAACACGGGCAAGAUCCAAGAUGAGCAGAGCAUAAAAAAAACCCUCCUCAGUGCCUGCAUCACUUACUGCUUCGUCUUGAUGAAACACGUAAAUCCACUCCCGAUUAUUCAUAAUAGAGCACUUUUUAUUUCAGGUGAGUCGAGCGGGCAGCCUUCAUGGAGAGCAUUGAGACCCACUCUACAAAAGAUUGGCACUCCCAUGGCACACUUUUUGCAUAUGUGAAGCACUCAGCCCUUCUAAUAACGACUUCAAUAUUCAACCUGUAAUGUGCAACUAUAAAACGCGUUAUUUACGGCCUCAUUAGAGUCACUGUCGCACGUACCAACGCGGCUGUGGAAGCGCUUCUCCGUGAACGGCUGUACCCGAGCAGUGGCGCCAGAGCGGGCGCGAGGAGAACUAGGCCCGAGACGCGGUUUCGGUGCGACGCAACGGGCCGCACCUGUUUUUUAUCCAGCGGCCGUGGCAAUGGAAUAACAACUGUAUGAAGACGAUGGUGUGACGAAAAUUAAAUGAAGCUGGGAUGACGAUAAUACAACCGCUACCGCAUCACGAUGAUAGUAUGACCACAAACCACUCUAAUCUCUGCUUUUAGCUUUCCAGUUUGCAGGAGGCCGAGCGAUAAAAUGGCGGGAGCUGUAGAAGUGCACAUGGAGAUGGGAAUUUAGGGAACUUGACUAUGGAAGAGUUUUAGGAGUAUGCAAUGCGCGCUUGCUAAGCUACACCAGCAGAAAACAGCAAAAUGGUAGCAGUGAGGAAGAGAAACAAGCUCAGUAGCAUGUGCGACGAGUUGCCCCCGUUUAGCAAAAUUUUCAGCUGUCAUGUACCUACUUGACAAAACCACAGGAAAGUCACACCGCAAAAAGGCUUUGCUUUAAGAAAGUUGUGUAAGCGCCGUUUCAGCAAUGGCACGAGCCAGCACAUUCUAAGUACGUAGCAGCCCAACUCCUGCACCCAUGUUUACUUCCUCCAUGUGCACACAUGAUGAGUGCAUGUGAUAAAUGAUGUCGCUUGUUAGAUAAGUCUGCUUUUUAAAGUAGCAGAAAACACCUUUCGGAGCAGCUUUGGAACACAUUAUUGAAAAUGUAGCAGGAUUUGCCUUUUGGAGUUGUUUGGAGCAAUUGGAGCAGCAAUCACAUUACUGCCAUCUGUAACAUGACGCAACACACAGGUUCAUGUGUUGUGGUUAUUUCAUGUAAGAGUAUGUCACGGAUGUCGUUACAUUAGUGGAGUGCGGGUAGCGACAUCUGGCAGAAAUCGCAGCUGCCGGUUGUUGUGGGAAAGCCACAAUAAGAAGACAGCUUCCACUGUUGCUGAAAGUAAGCUGAAUUUUUAUUGGAAGCAGCGUAAGUCCUUGCUCGGCAAGUGAAAUGCCAUAGGGUAUACCUUUUAUCUGCUUUUAUUUUGAAUUAGUAAGUUGGGUAACUUUCGGUUGCUAGUGUUUUGUUUUUGCAUUCACCUCGGGACCAUACAAGGAAUGCGUUGUGGUGCAACACUUCACGGUGACAAUAAUGUUGCAGGCCCCUCAGAAGUUUUUUUUUCUUAACUUUUUUUUUACACUUAGCACAGUGUACAUGAAAUUGUAGAAUGAGCCAAAAUCCGUAAACUUUAUCGAAAACUAUAUAAGCUGUAUUAAACUAAACUGUGUCAUUAACUGCUUUGUGGAGUAGAUGACAUCAAAUCAGUUUGUCUUAGCUUGUGUUACCAUACGUGAACCAAGGAACAUUGAACAAAUGAAUCAACUAGAUCAGCCUAUUUCCUAGAUCAUAGCUCGUUUACAAUGAAAAGUUUAUAAAGUUUGUAUUUAUCACAAAACAUCACAUGGGGCUGUGAACUAGUCAAGCUGUUCUGACAAACAGCUUUUUGUCACAGUCCUUCUUUCUAUAUCUUUUACAGAGUGAAAAACUUGAUUGAUUUCCUGACUAACGGCUAAGUCAACCUUCAUAUGCAUUAUAAAGUGGGCAUUACGACUAGUAAAACCAAUUCCUUAUUUCAUUCAUUCCACUUGCACCUUAUGGUCAGAACCACCAUCCCUUUAACAGUUUUAAUAAUUAAGGAUGUUUUACUGUUUCAUUCUGCCACUCGUAAUUCAAUAGGCGAAUUAACUGGUGUUCUUUUCUUUAUGUUUAAGGUAGACCUUAAUACGUACAUGUUUGAUAUGUCAUUCAUUUUUUUUACACUGCUGUAUGACAAAUUUCACUGGUUGUUAACCCACUCCCCUCUGUUAUGUACAGACAAAUUUAAUUCUGCCCUGCACAUCCUGGUACUGUGCUAAUUGAUAUGCAGCACUAGACAGCUCGUGGCUCAAUCCAGAAGGCAAUGCUUUUCUCUACGAGGCCGAUCAAACCAAAGCUGUGCUAUUUUAUUAACUGCAAUUUAAACUAUAAACUUGAGAAGAUCACAAGCAAACCAUUAUAACCAAUGCAUCCAGACAUCACUCUAUUAAGAACAGCAAAUCUGAUAAAAAUUAAGAAAAAUGUGCAAACCAUUAAUGGAGUUUCUGAUGCAGAUGUAAACAGUGUUCCUUUAAACUUAUGCCAAUAAAACACUUCUAGGAACAAUGCAGUGUAAUCUAACAUUGUUAAGCAUGCACUCAAAGAAUCCAGACAAAAUCAGAAGAUCAACCUUUCUUUUCACACUCGGCGUUUUAUUGCAAAAUAAUACUCACAUCUUUUGAGAGCUUCCAGAAAAACAAGUUCAUGACACACUGCGUCAGUACAUUUUCUCAUCUGCAUUAAAUCAUAGAAGUCACAAGAAAG